This is a messenger RNA of Sclerotinia sclerotiorum 1980 UF-70, 1185 nucleotides long. RefSeq lists its product as hypothetical. Bases 1 to 1185 code for a protein of 394 amino acids. Gene Ontology annotation, molecular function: hydrolase activity. Lineage: Eukaryota; Fungi; Ascomycota; Leotiomycetes; Helotiales; Sclerotiniaceae. The transcript has a single exon. The record is from RefSeq and is a predicted model, not a curated record.
AUGGCUUCAUUACAAAUACCCGAAUUUCUAAGCAGCCCACAAAUUGCCCGAAAAAUUCCCGAUUUUGAAAAAUAUCAUCGUCAAAGAUCACAAACAUCACCACGAAACGGAAAACCGUGUAUAGCAUUUAAUCCACCAGAUCCAAAUAUGUCAGACAUCAAACUCGCCCCUUUUAACAUUCACACCACCCCUUAUAAAACCAUUCAUGGUGUUGACAUUCCCGCACACAUCUUAAUCCCCAAAUCUCUUGCCUCAAAUUCCCAACCCGGAAGUAGAAAAUACCCCGUCCUCGUCCGCUUCCACGGAGGCUACCUAGUCUCCGGGUCCGCACUAUACACCGAAUGGCUUCCACCCUGGUGUAUCGACUUUGCACUCCAAAACUCCGCGAUCCUAAUCAUGCCCGAUUACAGACUUUUGCCUGAAGCGACGGGUCAGGAUAUUCUAGAAGAUCUGAGGGAUUUCUGGGCGUGGUUUGCGGGUUCCGAGAGCACUGGUUUGCUGGCUUAUCUUAAGUCGCUUGAUGCGGGUGUAGAUGUGGAUUUUGAAAAAGUGGCGGUUUUUGGGGAGAGUGCUGGGGGUUAUUUGGCCAUUAGGAGUUCGCUUCUACCACGGAAUAGCUGGGGUAAUGCUUUUAAAGGAUGUAAAGCGGUUAUUGCUUCGUAUCCUAUGACGUUGCUUAGGAAGGAUUGGUAUUCCGUUGCUAGUGAGACUAGAAGUCCGUUUGGGGCGCCGCAGUUAGAUGAGGGGGUUUUGGAUGCCCAUAUUGAGGGGUUUGAGAAGGGGGAUGGUUCAAAAGUGGUGGUUAGUGCGGAGCCGCCGGCGAGAUUGGAUCUUGCGAUAGCGAUGGUGCAGAAGGGAAGGUGGACAGGGGUUUUUGAGAGGGCCGGGGGAGAGGGGCUUUGGUUGGAGGAUGUGGUUGGGGAGUUUGGUGGGGGCGAUCCUGAAGGGGGGAAAGGUGCGUAUCAUCUUGCUUUUCAUGGUAUGGGUGAUUCGGCCGUGCCAUGGGAGGAUACGAAAGAGUGGGUUGAUAUUUGGGCGGAGAAAUUUGGUGAGGACAGGGUGAAGGGGGUUUGGAGGGUGGGGAUGGAACAUGGGUUUGAUAAUGCUAUUGAUUUGAAGGAUGCGGAGGGGAAGUGGUUGAAGGAGGAAUUGGAGGUGGUUAGGAGGGAGUGGUUGGGGGCCUAG